Molecule: messenger RNA, 1167 nt
Organism: Prosopis cineraria
Lineage: Eukaryota; Viridiplantae; Streptophyta; Magnoliopsida; Fabales; Fabaceae
Product: thaumatin-like protein 1
Exons: 3
Coding region: 164-1066 (300 amino acids)
Biological process (GO): defense response
Cellular component (GO): extracellular region
Source: RefSeq, a predicted model, not a curated record
UCUCCUUCUUCUCCUUCUCUUCACUCAGUCUUCAUUCUGUGUUAUGUGUACUUCUCCUUCAUAAAGCAAAGAAUCUUCUGAAUUUCUCAGCUUCUCAUUCCUCAGAAUAUUCCCCAUUAAAGCAACUCAAAUAUCUGAUAAGUUCAGCUGAAUCUCAGUAACCAUGGCUCUGUUCUCCGAUCUUCACCAACAUUCUUCAGAAAUGGUCAUUGUUCUCGUUCUUUUUCUUGUUCUCAAAGGAGUUUCAGGGGCUACAUUUACGUUUGUGAACAAGUGUGAAUACACAGUAUGGCCGGGAGUACUGGGAAAGCCUGACCUGGGAACCACAGGAUUCGAGCUCUCCAAGGGAAGUUCUCGAAGUUUCCAGGCUCCAGCUGGCUGGUCCGGUAGAUUCUGGGCAAGAACUAGUUGCAGAUUCGACGAUUCCGGUCACGGAACAUGUGCCACCGGCGACUGCGGAUCCGGCAGUAUCGACUGCAAUGGCGCCGGAGCUUCCCCUCCGGCGACGCUAGCGGAGUUCACGCUCGAUCCAGCCGGCUCGCAAGAUUACUACGACGUGAGCCUCGUGGAUGGCUACAAUCUGCCGAUGAUGGUGGAAGCGAAUGGAGGGUCAGGAUCAUGUGCGACCACUGGUUGUCUGGUAGAUCUCAACAGGCGGUGCCCGUCGGAGUUGAAGGCAGGCGGCGGCGGCGCCUGUAAGAGUGCUUGUGACGCUUUUGGGAAACCGGAAUAUUGCUGCAACGGAGAAUACGGUUCGCCGUCGACGUGCAAGCCGUCGAUGUAUUCGGAGAUUUUCAAAUCUGCGUGUCCUAAAGCGUAUAGCUACGCUUACGAUGAUUCGACAAGUACCUUUACUUGUGUUGGAGCUGACUAUACCAUCACAUUUUGCCCUCCUUCUCCCCCAAGUCUGAAAUCGGUAGGAGUGGACGCAGGACAAUCAGUGCAGCAAGCAGCCAUGGCAACUUCUUCUUGGAUUGCAAAUUUGGCCACUGGCCGUUCCACUUCUAUCCACACUUCAAUCUCUCCACUUCUUCUUCCUCUUAUUCUCAUUGUUUCCUUCAUUUAACUUUUUGCCCAUUUCAAUUUUUAUAAUUUUUAUUUUCUCCAUGUAAAUUAUUAUUAUUGCCAUUUCGGCCUUCUAAUUGCAGACUAGAAAUAUUUCCCACC